Molecule: messenger RNA, 2177 nt
Organism: Prunus dulcis (almond)
Lineage: Eukaryota; Viridiplantae; Streptophyta; Magnoliopsida; Rosales; Rosaceae
Product: glutamic acid-rich protein
Exons: 9
Coding region: 146-1615 (489 amino acids)
Cellular component (GO): nucleus
Source: RefSeq, a predicted model, not a curated record
CACGGUACACAAACUCCUCACUCUUCCCCUUCCUUUGCUCCUUUGGCCCUCUACUCGCACGUUUUUAGCACAGGGAGAGAGAGGAAGCUCUUCUUCUGAUACACAGAGAGAGAGAGAGAGAGAGAGAGACGGAGUUUGUAGUAGAAUGGCGGAGGACGCGCAAGAUAGCGAGAGCCCUGUGAAACAAGUGAAGCAGGAGGCGCACGAUAUCCAGUCCCAGAUUAAGGAUGCUAUGCGCUCACGCGUCCCUUACUUCAAAGAACAAUCCGAUUCUUUGACUUUUGAGGGCGUCCGAAGAUUGUUAGAGAAAGACUUGGGGUUGGAGGCAUUUGCAUUGGAUGUGCACAAAAGAUUUGUCAAAGAACACUUGGUGGAGUGCUUAGAAGGUGCUGGUGAUGACAAUACCUCAAAGAGUUCUGGGGAGACUGAUGAAAAAAGUAUAAUUAAAGGGGAAGCAGCAGAAUCUCCUGAAGGGUAUAAGUCGAAUAAAGAUGUGAAGGAAACUUACUCAGAAGAUGAGGAGAAAAUGGAAGACUCUCCUGUAAUGGGCCUUCUAGCAGGGAAUAAAAUAGCCAAAUCUGGAACUGAGGAAACUAAAAGCACCAAAAGCAAAAAGGCUCCAAGUGAGACUGUGAUAAAGUCAGCCCUUAGAAAAAGAGUUUCUUAUAUCAAAGCUAAUUCCGAGAAGAUUACUAUGGCUGGACUUCGCAGACUUUUGGAGGAAGAUCUUAAGCUUGAGAAAUAUACUCUUGAUCCCUGUAAGAAGUUUAUCAAUGAGCAUUUAGACAAGGUUCUAGAAUCUUGUGAAAUUUCUGAACCUGCGCCUGUCAAAAAAAAUGUUAAGAAGAGUGUUCAGAGAAAAGCAUCUACCAAGGUCAGAAGCGAUGAGAGUUCUGGCUCUUCGGAUAAUGAAAGUGAUGAGGAAGAAGAUGAAGUAAAACCUAGAAACAAAAGUGUUCCAAAAGGAAAGAUGCAGAACUCUAAUGAUCUGAAGAAACGGAAAAGAAUGGCUAAUGAGACAAAUGUCUCUGGAAAGAAGCGCAUCAAACCUUCUGAAACAGAACCAGAGGACAAAAGUGAUGCAGAAGUCAGUGGAAAUGUCUCUGAAGAUGAUCGGUCUCAGUCAUCUGCGGAAAAACCUAUCAAGAAGAAAGAAGUUUCAACACCUGCAUAUGGGAAACGUGUGGAGCACCUAAGAUCAGUUAUUAAAGCAUGUGGAAUGAGCGUUGCCCCUUCAGUUUACAAGAAAGUCAAGCAGGUGCCUGAGAGCAAACGUGAAGCUCACCUGAUAAAGGAGUUGGAGGAGAUACUCUCUAAAGAAGGAUUAUCUGCACAUCCCACUGAGAAAGAAAUCAAAGAAGUCAAAAAGAAAAAGGAAAGGGCAAAAGAACUUGAAGGCAUUGACAUGAGCAAUAUUGUAACUAGUUCACGUAGAAGGUCCACAACUAGUUUUGUACCUCCACCAAAGCCCAAAAUACCAGUUGAUAGUGAUUCUGAAGAUUCUGAAGAUACAGCUGAUGACAAUGAUGAAGAAGAGAAUGAGGUUGAAGACGAGGACAAUGGUAAUAGCGAUAACAACCAUAGUGAUGAGGAUGAUGCUGAGGACAGUGAUUAAAUUCUGCAUAAGCAGAUUUGCAGAAUACUAGCACAGGAGAUUUAGUUUUAAAUUAUUAUUGUACAAUGUAGAAUCAAUAUAGCUUUAUGUGAUAUUUCUUAAGGGUGGGGGACUAAAUAGCAGUGAUGAAGUGGCACUGAUAACUUUCAGUUAAAUUAGCUAUCAAUAGUUGUGCCGUCGGGAAAAUGGUAUUAGUUGUGUUCUAUGUUUAUUAAUUUGUUUGCUGGCCCCAUUUUGAUUAGACUUACCACCAAAACAACUCCUUGCACACAGCAGUAGGGAUUAUUUUCUCAGCAAAUUGGUGUGUCCGGGUGGUUAAAAAAGCCAUCCAUCUUGCUGGAGUUGCUAAAGCUAUUUUUUCGGAGUUGGAUGGAUCUUACUUGAGGAGCAUCAAACAAGCUUGUUUGACAACUUCAUCUGCGUGUGAUGAUAUGGAUUUGACUUCUUGGUUUCCCUUUUGAUGUUAUUUACACUUCUGUAAUGUUCUGUUUACUGUAUUUGAAUUGGAAUAUUGAUAGUUACCAGGGUUAAUGUGAAAUGCAAGCUGUCUGAUUUACUUUUA